CAGCAGAGACGGUCGGUUACUUUUCGAACAGACGUGAUCUCAAGAGGACGUGUUUCUCCCGCUUCUCUUUCGCUUGCAGAUCCAGCGUUGCAGCGCGUUCGUGUGUGAAGGUGACUCUGUGCGUGUACUGAUAAAUGUAUCUGAGGAACGCGCGUGUGAUGAACGAGCGAAUUAAUUAAGCGAUAAUCAAAACAAAUUAACCGCAACGACGACACAUACUCGUACAAAAGUAUCUCUGUGCCCCCGCAUUGAACUCGCCCUCGAACGAGCAAUGCAAGAAUAAAAGCAACGCAAUCCACAAGUAAACCCCGAACCCAAACCCAAGUGAACGAACUGCCGCAUUGAAUCCAGACCACAGACCCUGAAGGCUUUAUGUUAAAGCUUUCUAGCAAGCCAGCGCCAGCGACAGCCCCCACCAGCACAGCGACGAGCAUGACAGUGACGGGUCUGCGCCAGACGAUGACCAGCCCGACGGUGCCGCCGACCACAGCGCUGGGCAACAGCUCCGGGAGCAGCAGCAGCGGCAGCAGCAGCGGGAGCAACAGCCUGGCCAAUUCCCUCACCUCGAUGGGCAGCGUGAGUCCCACGGCCCAUGCGGCCGGACACCAUCCGCUCUCCAGUCCCACAUCGCCGUCGGCCCUGUUACUGGCCCACCAGCAGCAUCUCCUGGCCCAGGCACAGCACCAGCAUCAGCAGCAACAGCAACAACAGCAGCAGCAUCACCAACAGCAGCAGCAGCAACAGCACCACCAGCAGCAGGCGGCUCUCCAGCUGGCUGCAGUGCAUCCACCGCAUCACCUCCACAAGACCACAUCCCGGCUGAGUAACUUCAGUGUGGCCUCCCUCCUCGCAGACACGCGGCCGCGGACGCCCACCAACCAGGUCAGCGAUGCGCCCACGAAUCUCUCCAGCUCCGCCGCCACCUCGCCCCUCUCCCAAGGCAGUGCGGCGGGAACUCCGCCACCACAGAUGCCGACGGCGGGACAGCCCACAGCCUCGGGCCCUCCACCAACGCAUGCCUUCCAUCCCGCCGCCGUAGCCCACCACGCCCACUUGCUGCACGCGGCCCAUGCGGCAGCAGCCGCCCAUGCUCAGCACCAGCAUCAGCAGGCGGCGGCAGCAGCGGCGAUGGCGCAAUUGCGUCAGGCACAGGCCCAAGCCGAUGCCCGAGCCACAUCCCCUCCCGCCUCCACCAGCUCCACGCCCAACUCCACGCCGGUUGCAUCCUCCGCCAACGCAUCAGGAACGGGGACGGCGCACCUGGGCAGCUCCACACCCGCCAAGAACGAGCGGCACUCGCCGUUGGGCAGCCACACGGACUCAGAAUUGGAAUACGACGAGGACAUGCUGCACGAGCACGAUGUGGAUCACGACGAGGAGGAGGACUCCAUUGUGGAUAUCGAGGACAUGAAUGCCGACGACUCACCGCGCUCCACACCCGACGGCCUCGAAAGCAGAAAGUCGCUAGAGUCGCCGCACGGCGGCAAUCACGGAUCCCAGAUGCAGUCGACCAUCCUCUCGCCGGCGGCUCUGGCCGCCUCCGGUCACGUGCCCAUCCGACCAACGCCGUUCAGUGCUCUGGCCGCCGCUGCAGUCGCCUGGGGCGGCAUGGGAGCUGGUGUGCCCUGGCCGGGCGCCCGCCAAAUGCCGCCCUUUGGGCCGCCGGGCCUGUUUCCGGGACAAGGAUUUGGUGGAGAUGCCAAUGAGCCGCCCAGGAUCAAGUGCAAUCUCCGCAAGCACAAACCCAACCGGAAGCCCCGCACUCCAUUCACCACACAGCAGCUGCUCUCGCUGGAAAAGAAGUUCCGGGAGAAGCAGUACCUGAGCAUUGCCGAGCGGGCAGAGUUCUCCUCCUCGCUGCGACUCACCGAGACCCAGGUGAAGAUCUGGUUCCAGAACCGUCGGGCCAAGGCAAAGCGCCUGCAGGAGGCAGAGAUCGAGAAGAUCAAAAUGGCUGCCCUGGGCAGGGGAGCGCCCGGCGCCCAGUGGGCCAUGGCCGGCUACUUCCAUCCCAGUCUGAUGCACUUGGGAUAAGUGGCGGCCCAGUUGGUGUGCGUCCAUGGUCGCCACCAACGCGCCCCGAGCCAUAGUCCUCCCACGAGUAGGCACUCCGAUAACCAAAUAGCUGAGCCACGUCCCGCUGGAGCAGGACCAGGUACAGGCACAGGCAUAGGCCCUGGAACUGGAGCCGGCACAGGCUCAUCCUGAGCCUCUGAUGUACGGAAAACCCCCAAAAUUUUGCUGUGAUGUUAGCGCAUUUUAUGUUACGAUACUUCCAAAUGUUGUUUCAAAUGCACCCUGUAAAUACUAUAAGCGGGAGUUAGAGAGGAAGUCAGAGAGGGAGAGAGAUAGAUCUAAAGAGAUACGUUAUAGCGAGCUGGUUCCAUAUCCAAUCGAACAUUGUAUAUAUCAAGGCGAAAGCAAGCAGAGAAAUGUUUCCUAAUUGUACAUAAAUCCUAGCAAGUAAAUCCAAUCAUGAAAAUUUCGUUGAUUCGUUAAAGGAAAAUCCCCCGAAAUUAAUUAACAGAAUCAAAAGUAAUUUAUUUGCAAAACUCAAGUCAAUAAGCAUUAAAGAAGAGAGGAGAACAGAAAAUGGCAUCAACUAAAAUGAUACUUGAUUGUAUUGUAAUUUAUAAUUUGCAUCGUAAGUCAGUCUAGCAAAAGAAUCGGAUGGAUCGUGUGUAUGUAUUUAAAAAAUACCUGUAAGCAUCUACACUAAAAUAAACUAAUCUGAAGCUCCAACUAUGCCGUUAAAUAUACAUUAAAUAUACCUAAUACCACAGACCUAUACACAUAGUUCAUAAAUGCAUAAUAUUAUAUUAAUACCAUAUAGCGUUAAUCCUCUGUAGUUGUUUAAACAUAAACCAUAAAAACUAAAAAAAAAUCUAAAAAA
Molecule: messenger RNA, 2893 nt
Organism: Drosophila subobscura
Lineage: Eukaryota; Metazoa; Arthropoda; Insecta; Diptera; Drosophilidae
Gene: Dr
Product: muscle segmentation homeobox
Exons: 2
Coding region: 373-2034 (553 amino acids)
Biological process (GO): regulation of transcription by RNA polymerase II; embryonic morphogenesis
Cellular component (GO): nucleus
Molecular function (GO): DNA-binding transcription factor activity, RNA polymerase II-specific; RNA polymerase II transcription regulatory region sequence-specific DNA binding
Source: RefSeq, a predicted model, not a curated record